AUAUUAACCUUUUUUUUAUAUAGUGGAUUGUGGAGAGACAUAUCCCUAACCACAUAGUGUCGACAUGGGCUGUGAGGAUGAGAUUUUGGUUGAGAAAAUAUGUGAGCUAUAUGAGAAGAUCUCAAAGCUUGAGAGCCUAAAACCAUCCAAAGAUGUCGACAUGCUCCUCACCCAACUCGUCGUCACGUGCAUCCCACCAUCCCCUAUUGAUGCAACCAAGCUGCCCAAAAGAGUUCAAGAGACGAGGUCCAAGCUCAUUAGGCUCUGCGGAGAGGCAGAGGGGCAUCUAGAGAGCCAUUUCUCAACCAUCCUAGGAUCAUAUGACAACCCACUCGACCAUCUCACCAUCUUCCCAUACUAUUCCAACUAUCUCAACCUCAGUCAGCUCGAGUUCAACAUCCUCACCAAAAACUACGCCCACGUCCCUACCCGGGUGGCCUUCGUGGGCUCCGGUCCGCUCCCUCUCACCUCAAUUGUCCUCGCUUCCCGCCACCUGACCGCCACCACAUUUCACAACUACGACAUUGAUCCGUCCGCCAAUUCAAUGGCUUCUCGCCUAGUUUCAUCCCAUCCGGACUUGUCUAAACGAAUGUUCUUCCACACUGCCGACAUCAUGAACGUGACUGACGAGUUGAAGGACUACGAAGUGGUGUUCUUGGCUGCAUUGGUGGGCGUGGGAAAGGCGGAAAAGGUUCGAGUCAUCAAUCAUUUGGCCAAGUACAUGGCUCCCGGAGCUAUUUUGAUGCUCAGAAGUGCUCAUGGUGCUCGAGCUUUUCUGUAUCCGGUGAUCGAUCCUUGUGACCUUCAUGGAUUUGAAAUGCUUUCGGUGUUUCAUCCUACGGAUGAUGUUAUCAAUUCUGUCGUCACAGCGCGUAAGUUUCCAAUGGCCUUGCACUCACUUGAUCAGAGGCUUGUUGGCCCUAUUAAAUUUCCUUGCAAGUGUUACGAAAUCCAAGCCUUCAAUCCCCUCAACCAGCUGAAGAUGAUUGAAGAGGACUAGAGGACCAUUUCUCUAUUUCGCACUCUCUCCUCCAUCUAUGGUCUAUGAUGUCCUGCGUAUGAAAAUUCGCAUUGUGAUCGACUUUGUAUUACUUUUAAGUUUGUCUUGCUCUUUAUCUGCUUGCUAAGUGUGUCGAUUUUGUGUCUUUUUAUCAAGCUUUUCAAUAAAUAAAUGAAAUGAAAUGAUCUUUCAAUUAA
Molecule: messenger RNA, 1197 nt
Organism: Cornus florida
Lineage: Eukaryota; Viridiplantae; Streptophyta; Magnoliopsida; Cornales; Cornaceae
Product: nicotianamine synthase-like
Exons: 1
Coding region: 65-1000 (311 amino acids)
Biological process (GO): nicotianamine biosynthetic process
Molecular function (GO): nicotianamine synthase activity
Source: RefSeq, a predicted model, not a curated record